Molecule: messenger RNA, 1574 nt
Organism: Mercurialis annua (annual mercury)
Lineage: Eukaryota; Viridiplantae; Streptophyta; Magnoliopsida; Malpighiales; Euphorbiaceae
Product: probable enoyl-CoA hydratase 2, mitochondrial
Exons: 8
Coding region: 83-1060 (325 amino acids)
Biological process (GO): fatty acid beta-oxidation
Cellular component (GO): mitochondrion
Molecular function (GO): enoyl-CoA hydratase activity
Source: RefSeq, a predicted model, not a curated record
AUAUCCAUUAUCGCCACUCCAGGUUAAAAAGGUGUUAACUUUUCAAUUCCCAGAAGAAUUAAAUCCCCAAAACACAGAAAAUAUGGGUACUUUCAAUACCCUUACACAAUCUUUAAGCCACCACUACUUGAAAAAGUCCAAAGUUCACAACUUUCAUCAGCUAUUUGAUCUGGGCAAACUAAUAGUUUCUUCAGAGACUUCGUACACUAAAAUUGAUUACAGUUUUCAUCAAUUCCAGAGCAGAAGAACCCUAAUCCUACAAACUGUGUCGUCUGAAUCAGUGAAGUUAAAGAAGCUUGCUGACUCUGAUUCUGGAAUUGUGGAGGUGAAUUUGGAUAGACCAGAAAGUAAAAAUGCUAUUGGGAAGGAGAUGCUGAGAGGGUUAAGGAAUAUUUUUGAGACAAUUAAUAGAGAUGAUUCUGCUAAGGUUGUUAUGAUUUGCAGCUCUGUUCCUAAAGUCUUUUGUGCAGGUGCUGAUUUGAAGGAGCGUAAGACGAUGACUCCAUCAGAAGUGCAAUUUUUUGUCAACUCUCUGCGGUCCACAUUCUCAUUUAUAGAGGAACUCCGUAUUCCUACUGUCGCUGUUAUUGAAGGAGCAGCUCUCGGUGGUGGACUUGAAAUGGCUUUAUCAUGUGAUCUUCGGAUAUGCGGAGAAGAUGCAGUAUUGGGCUUGCCGGAAACAGGACUUGCUAUAGUUCCUGGGGCAGGUGGGACACAACGGCUUCCUAGAUUGGUUGGAAAAUCUGUGGCAAAGGAGCUAAUAUUUACCGGGCGAAAGAUUGGUGGAAGAGAGGCUAUGUCAAUCGGUCUUGUUAAUUACUCUGUGCCUCCCGGUGAGGCUCGUUUAAAGGCUCUUGAAGUUGCAAGGGAAAUCAAUCAGAAGGGUCCGGUAGCCAUAAAGAUGGCGAAAAAAGCAAUUAAUGAGGGACUGGAUGUAGACAUGGCUUCGGCUAUGGAUUUGGAAGAAGAAUGUUACGAACAGCUCUUGCACACAAAAGAUCGCUUGGAAGGCUUGGCGGCGUUUGCUGAGAAGCGGAAACCAAAAUAUAAAGGGGAGUAAACAGAAAAAGAACUACACUAACAAGCAGUCAUAUCUUGUAAAAAUUGUAGAGAAGCAGAUGCUAAGAAACAAGCUGGUGACCAAUUUCAAGUCCAAUGACUAACAAUAUUUGCUCUCAAGAGGAAUCGUCACGUAAGAUAAGAUUCAGCUUUGUCUAUAAAAAAUAUCAGUUAUUAGUUUGGAUCGGUUUUGUUAAUUAAAAAGCUUCACAAAGAUACAACACAAUAACAAAACAUGUAGCUUUCACUUUUCAACUCUUUCGAGUAUACUGAACCAUCCUUGCUCUGAGAGUUAAAACAGUCAAAAGACGGGGGAAACAGAACAGCACAACAAACACGAACUUAUAUUGUAUAUGCAGAUCGUUUUAAUGGAAAAGAUUAUAAACAAUGAAACUUGAAAGAAAAAAUAGACAAAACUUUGUUCAUUUUGGCAUUGUCUUUGUAAGUUGUGUGUCUCUUCUUGAUAUGUAUGUUUCAUAUUCCUGAAAUGGCAGUGAAAGGCUAAUCUUAACUCA